Messenger RNA from Fukomys damarensis (Damara mole-rat), 2168 nucleotides. RefSeq names its product abhydrolase domain containing 18 (gene Abhd18). The transcript is spliced from 13 exons. The coding region runs from base 223 to 1599 and encodes 458 amino acids. Lineage: Eukaryota; Metazoa; Chordata; Mammalia; Rodentia; Bathyergidae. The record is from RefSeq and is a predicted model, not a curated record.
GGCGUUGCCCAGAAGGCCGUCCCGCCCGCCCCCGCCUGGUCCUCUGUGCGCCAUGCCUCGGCUCACCUUGCAGGUCCUUCUACUGUUCCUCGAGAGGCUGAGGUCCCCGCCUUUAACCUCUGACGAAAGUCGUGUCUCCAAAGCCUCGAGAGCGGCUGUGCUGGGAGACUUGGCGGUCUCGAGCGCAGACGUCCGCCGGGCGGCGAAUGCUAUUUGCUACUAAUGGGUGUGAGCAAGUUAGAUAUUCUAUACCGGAGACUUCUCCUCACAAAACUUUUUAUUAGAGGAUGGGGAAGGCCAGAAGAUCUCAAAAGACUUUUUGAAUUCAGGAAGAUGAUUGGAAACCGCGAAAGAUGCCAGAAUCUGGUUUCCAGUGAUUAUCCAGUGUACAUUGAUAAGAUUGAAGAGCAGUCAGACUGUAAGGUCCUAGAUGGACACUUUGUUUCCCCAAUGGCCCAUUAUGUACCCAAUAUCAUGCCAAUUGAAUCUGUUAUUGCAAGGUUCCAAUUUAUUGUGCCUAAAGAAUGGAACAGCAAAUAUAGACCUGUGUGCAUUCAUCUUGCUGGAACAGGAGAUCAUCAUUACUGGAGGCGACGAACACUAAUGGCCCGUCCCAUGAUUAAAGAAGCCCGAAUGGCUUCACUGUUGUUGGAAAACCCGUAUUAUGGCUGCAGGAAACCCAGGGACCAAGUGAGGUCCAGCUUAAAAAAUGUGUCUGACCUUUUUGUGAUGGGAGGAGCUCUUGUUUUAGAAUCUGCAGCUCUCUUGCACUGGCUAGAGAGGGAAGGAUAUGGACCAUUAGGAAUGACUGGAAUAUCCAUGGGAGGACACAUGGCCUCCUUAGCAGUAUCCAACUGGCCUAAGCCCAUGCCAUUGAUUCCAUGUCUGUCUUGGUCCACAGCAUCUGGAGUGUUUACUACGGGCGUAUUGAGUAAGUCAAUUAAUUGGAGAGAGCUGGAAAAGCAGUAUUACACACAGACAGUUUAUGAAGAAGAAAUUAUUCACAUGCUUGAAUACUGUGGAACAGAUUCUUUCAGAAUGGGACAAGAGUUUGUGAAACGUUUCCCUAGCAGUGCAGACAAGUUAUUUUCUAGAAGUUUAAAUUUAGAUAUGACAAACCAAGUUGUGUCACAAAAAUCUGAGUGCCAAACUUCUACUAAAACAUCUAUCAGUGCUACAUCAGGAGGACUCUUCUUGCAAGAUACCUCUAAAAUAGACUGCUUGAAUCAAACACUUUCAGCCAACAAGGGUGGUUACACAAGUUACAACCCUCAGUCCUACCAGGUACUCAGCAAAGAACAAAGAAGAAACAGUCUUCAAAAAGAAUCUUUAAUAUUUAUGAAAGGAGUCAUGGAUGAAUGUACUCAUGUAGCAAAUUUCUCAGUUCCAGUUGACCCAAGCCUCAUUAUAGUGGUGCAAGCCAAAGAAGAUGCCUAUAUUCCACGAACAGGAGUUCGAAGUCUACAAGAAAUUUGGCCUGGUUGUGAAAUCCGUUAUCUAGAAGGGGGUCAUAUUAGUGCUUACCUUUUUAAACAGGGACUCUUCAGACAAGCCAUCUACGAUGCAUUUGAACGCUUCCUUCAUAAGUACACUAACUGACUGGGUUACUGUAUUACAGUAUAACUGGUGAAGUCAUUGUGUUUCUUAGAAUAUAAAUUUUUAUCCUGUGAUGAUGUGAAGAACCAAUAGACAGUACUACAUAUCUAAUUUCUACCAGUGUAAUCUGGAAUUCAUUGUUACAGAUCAGUCAAUUAUAAAUUUUAAAUACUACAUUUCAGUCCUUUCAGAACAAUAUUUGAAUUAAAUAAUUUGAAGUAUUUUGCUGUUAUUUGUGGGAGUCCCAUAUACUCAAUAUCUAGACUGUUAUUUAUGAAAACAGCAUUUUAAACUGAGUAAUUUAUUAAUUUAAAAUAAUUUAUAGAAACCUUGUUUUUAAUGGAAUUGCUAAAAAAAAGAUUGUAAUAUAUCAGCCUGUACAGUAUACCCUUAUGAUGUUUCUGCCAAUUUUGAGAAACAUGUGUAUUUUUUUAGAUGCAUGGUGAGUUUGUAGCCUUGUUUUCAGUUGCAGUUAAUUUUCUGCCGUAAAAAUACUUGUGUAUAAAAUCACUGUUAAAUUUGAAUUUUUAAAAAAUCCUGACUGCUUUGUAGAUAAGUGCUUUUAAUAAUUA